AUGGAUCACAACUUUCAAAAAUGGCAUGGUCACUCUUCCUAUGCGGGCCCGAGAGUUGUGGCUGACGCGCUGCUUGUAGCCUGGAGAAUCGACUCGUCAAUCCGACCGGAUAUCCAUGUGAACGAUCUCGAGCAGCUCGACCAUACCAUAUUCGAUAUUACUCUCCUCGGCCUGCUGCUACAAAGCACCUUCUCAGUCGCCGGUUACUCGUGGAUGUAUGCGCUUACGCGGCGAUCAAGACUGUCGCUCCUCGCCGCCACACCCCCUUUCACGCUCAACCUUCUUCAUGCUGCGACGCAUAACCUAUGCGCGUCUCUCGAUGUUUUUGCCUGGCUAUCCUACGGGGUAAUCCACUUCAUUUCCCCGUUUGCUGCCGCUUUCUGGCUCUGGCUCUUUGCCUCGCCUGGUGUCGUCUCGAUAUUCGCAUGGUGCUUUGGAAUACAGAACUGUCUGGGCAUCAUCACGCACCUCUCCCUGCCCACCGCGGCGCCCUGGUACGGAGACCAGUACGGAUAUCCCCUCCCUCCCGGAAAUUACAGCAUGCCAGGCUCAGCAGCGGGACUGGUCCGCGUGGAUAAGGUAUUGGGCACGCACAUAUACGCGAACGCAUUCAAGGCAUCGCCCCUCGUAUUUGGCGCCUUCCCCUCUCUCCACGGAGCCUUCAGCUGCUGCUGCUUUCUGUUCAUAGCUCGGUACUCUCGGAGAGGGGCUUACAUGCUCGGAUUCUACGUCCUGUGGCAGUGGUUCUCCACCAUGUACCUGCGGCAUCAUUGGCGUAUCGAUCUUCUUGGUGGCCUCAUAUACUCUGCCGCUGCGUACUCGGUAUUCUACAGGAGUUUGCAGCGCAUCGAUAAAGCGUACACGUUUGGCGUUAGUGGGGGUAAUGGGUGGCAGCGACUAUUUCACGGGACUCGGUUACAGUACUGGUUCGACAAGAAGCCCGAAACAGGCUACGAGACUGUGCGGCUCCAUGAUCAUGGGGACGGGGAGUAUGUGCAGAUGAGCGUUGACGAGGCCGUUCGGGAGAACAGAGAAAGAGACUUGGAGUCGACGUGGGUAAACGAUAUGGGAGUAACGUGGAAGACCAAAGACCCCACUGAGAGAUGA
Messenger RNA from Drepanopeziza brunnea f. sp. 'multigermtubi' MB_m1, 1107 nucleotides. The record is from RefSeq and is a predicted model, not a curated record. Lineage: Eukaryota; Fungi; Ascomycota; Leotiomycetes; Helotiales; Drepanopezizaceae.